GUCGCCUUAGCUCGUCAGCCGAUUACACAUUCCUCCAGAUCAUCAAUACCCUGAUAACCCUCCAACUUGUCACACCCCAAAGACAACAAUGCGCUCUUGCCCUCUGCUGAUCACUGGGCUAACUCUCAUCGUUUGGAGAACUCAGGCGAAGAUUUUGACCCAGUGCGAGGCCGCUGAGGCACUCAUCAAAGGUAACAUCUCUAGGACAUUCAUCAGCAAUUUCGUCUGUGUCAUGCAGAACGAGAGUGGACUCGAUACCCGGAAAAUAACUGGUCCCAAGGCCCAGUCCAGCUUCUCCUACGGUGUCUUCCAGAUCAACAGUGCAAAGUGGUGUACCAGGGGUCGAGUGGGUGGAAUUUGCAACCAGAAAUGUGAGAACUUUGCUGAUGACGAUAUCCAGGACGACGUCAAGUGUGCGAAAAAAAUUCAAGAAAUGGAGGGGUUCAAGCAUUGGGAGGGCUGGAUGAAGAAGUGCAAGAAUAAACCCCUUCCCAACAUCUCUGGCUGCAAACGACGCAAGCGAUCAGUAGGAGAAUCUGCUCCAGGAAAAGUUUCCUGUGCUAAUUAAUAGCGGAAUAAUAACCGCAAAGUUUUUACAUCAUCGUAAGAUUAUUUGAAACAGAGAUAUUUUUUGUUGUUUCAAAUUGUUGUUUAUAAGAAGCGUAUACCAAAAAAUGGCCCUUCUGAUGACAUCAGGCAACGUGAGUGAGGAAAUAAAAAUAGUUGCUUUGCUCACUUUUGCCAACUUGCUGGGACAGGAUGCAAGAUUAUCUUUAUCUUCAGACAGAGGAUCUUCCCGACUCUGUCAUAAUUUCGGAUUGUGAAUAAAAGUGAAAGCGUCCGUGAGAUCGGAGGGGCUGGCGUAACUGUUCUUCCUUGUAGAGUAUCCUUAGAAAUUUUCAUCAAAUCCUGAGAAAUAUUACGUUUACAGUAAUUUUCAGAUACGUAAUAUAAAUUUGUAAUAAGAUGAGAAAUCGUUUACUCUUGCCACUUUUAUAAAUGGUAUUUAAUGAGAAAUUUUAAUUAUGGGCACUUAUGUCUAGAAGAGAACAUUUAAAUUGUGAAUUUUUCUUUAUUAAUAAAAGCAACAAUACUAU
Messenger RNA from Belonocnema kinseyi, 1097 nucleotides. RefSeq names its product lysozyme c-1-like. The transcript has a single exon. The coding region runs from base 89 to 568 and encodes 159 amino acids. The record is from RefSeq and is a predicted model, not a curated record. NCBI's taxonomy places the organism in Eukaryota, Metazoa, Arthropoda, Insecta, Hymenoptera, Cynipidae.